AUGGCAACAGUCAGACAAGGUUGGUUACCAGUCGAACGUGAGGUGAAAAUAGAGUGGGAUCCUGAGUCGACACCUUUAGAAAUUAAAACUAAUAGUGUGCUGGGGAGUAACGAUCAGGUGUAUGUGUUCUUCUACUCAGCUGAGGGACUGCUUUCAGGAGGAGUCGUCUUCCGCUUCGGCUCUACUUCACAAUACUGGCUCCAUUACUGCAGCUCAACCUUCACUAACUUCCCUGUUAAACCCCCCUCUACUGCUGACAAGGUUUGGCGUAUCACUCUAACCAGAACUACAGGUGUCAGAGUAGUGAUACACUGUAACGAGGUAGAGGUGUUCAACAAACUGCUCUCUCAAUCAACGUGUCCUACUCCGUACUGGAGCACGUACUGGAGCGAUGACGUAGCAAAGAUACAGUUCCAUUCCUCCGACACAGCAUCUGAUUACUAUAUACCACAAGGUCCACAACCAGGUUGGUUACCAGUCGAACGUGGGGUGGAAAUAGAGUGGGAUUCUGAGUCGACACCUUUAGAAAUUAAAACUAAUAGUGUGCUGGGGAGUAACGAUCAGGUGUAUGUGUUCUUCUACUCAGCUGAGGGACAGCUUUCAGGAGGAGUCGUCCUCCGCUUCGGCUUUACUCCACAAUACUGGCUCCCCUACUGCAGCUCAACCUUCACUAACUUCCCUGUUAAACCCCCCUCUACUGCUGACAAGGUGUGGCGGAUCACUCUAACCAGAACUGCAGGUGUUAGAUUAGUGAUACACUGUAACGAGGUAGGGGUGUUCAACAAACUGAUCUCUCAAUCGACGUGUCCUAUUCCGUACUGGAGCACGUACUGGACCGGAUACGUGACAAAAAUACAGUUCCAUUCCUCCGACACAGCAUCUGAUUACUACGGAUCACAACCAGUGAGCUGUACGGGACUGAAUGCUGAGUGGAGAACUGCGAUCAGAACAACAACACAGUUCCCAGUAGUCCCAGGAACCGUGGUGGAAGUAAAUUGUAUUGAAUCCAAAGCUCUCAAUAAAGGGAGCAGCGAGGUGACCUGCACCUCAGGAACGGAAUUUAUUUUCGAUUUAAAUGAACCCGAGUGUAUAAAUACAGUUGAUGGACUAUGA
Molecule: messenger RNA, 1113 nt
Organism: Bolinopsis microptera
Lineage: Eukaryota; Metazoa; Ctenophora; Tentaculata; Lobata; Bolinopsidae
Exons: 5
Coding region: 1-1113 (370 amino acids)
Source: RefSeq, a predicted model, not a curated record